Acanthocheilonema viteae is the source of this 963-nucleotide messenger RNA. The record is from the annotation of a GenBank genome assembly. NCBI's taxonomy places the organism in Eukaryota, Metazoa, Nematoda, Chromadorea, Rhabditida, Onchocercidae.
AUGGUGGAAACUUCUGUAUCGCAACAAAUGUUUGUCAUCGAUGUGAACAUUACAGAAAGUUCAUCGCCGUCUUUUUCCGCUAAUAUAUACAAUGCUACGCUAUGGAAUGAUAUCGUACCCGAAACGGUGAUUUCAUUCGAUAAUGAAAUAAGAAUGGUAAAUGUGCCAAAUUCAACAGAUCUGCACAUAUCAAUUAUUUCAAAUUCAACAAAUUUGCCUUUUGCACUCAAUUACAAGAAGAAACGAAAUAUUUAUUAUGCAAAGUUAUAUAUUUCACGUCGAUUGAGACCAACUGAUGGAACUUUUCAAUCAUUUUAUAUUGGUGCAUUGGACAAGCAUAAUUUAAUUCGUUUAGCGGUAGCACGAAUUGAUAUAAAUUUGGACGAAUCAUCCGUGAGUACACCAAAAUUCAACAGUGUGCAUUAUUUUAGACAAAUGGAUGAACUACGACCUCAUGUGACAGUAUUAAGAGUUACAGCUAAGACUUCGAAAGGAGCUGUUGUAUAUCGAAUUGAGCCGGAAGAUGCUCCAUUCGAUGUUACACCAUUUUCCGGUGAUAUAUUUAGCCGUUACAGUAUACCGAAUGGAAGAUAUCUCUUUGAUGUUGUUGCUACUAAUUCAUUUGCACAGGAAUCUCGUGCUAAUGUUCGGAUUUUGGUUGGUCCACCGAUAGAUCCGAAAAGGCAAUUCAAAAAACUCAAAACUAAAAAUUCACGCCAUCGGCGAAGUAGGCGAGAUUUUAACGAUGAAAUUGUGCUAACAUUGAAAGAAAAUCAUCCAAUUGGAUUACUAGAAGAGAAAAUAAACCUUCGUCCCGAUGAAAAGGUUAUCUUUGCACCGGCAACAACGGAUUAUCUUAAAAUACAUGGUAAUGGAUUAAUAGAGCUUAUCAAGCCGCUAAAUUAUGAAUUCGAAAUGUCGCAUCAAGCAGCUGUACAGAUUAGCGGUCUAUUCAAAGGUUAG